CCCACACCGCAGAGACUGAAGCUGGCACGCACAAACUGUGGGGAGCUGGGAGCUCGUCCUCUCCGCCUCCGCCGGCCCACUCACCACUCUCCCUCGUCUCCACUUCCAGGUCCCCCAGAGAACGCGCCGGCGAGCGGCGAUAGGAAUAGGACCCCAGGUCUGAUUUCUUGGGAAUCGCGGAUAGGGUCCCCGGGGGCGGCGUGGAACGGCUGGGCGUGCCCCCUCGGAUCGCCGGAGAUGCUGCCCUACGCGACGGCGGGGGAGGCGGAGGCGGCGCUGGGCCGGGCCAUGACGCCCGCCGAGGCGCUGUGGUUCCGCUACACCGCGGGGGUGUCCGACUACCACCUCUACUGCUGCAACAUCCUCUUCCUCUUCGUCGUCUUCACGGUGGCCCCGCUCCCCGUCGCGCUCCUCGAGCUCCGGGCCCCCGCCGCGGUCUCACCGUACAAGCUGCAGCCGCGGGUGCGCCUCUCCAGGGCCGAGUUCGUCCGCUGCUACAAGGACGUCCUCCGCAUCUUCUUCCUCGUCAUCGGCCCGCUCCAGCUCGUCUCCUUCCCCAUGGUCAAGUUGGUGGGAAUCCACACGAGGUUGCCUUUGCCGUCCCUGGGGGAGAUUGCUGCACAGCUGCUGGUGUACUUCCUUGUUGAGGACUACCUCAAUUACUGGAUCCACAGGCUUCUCCACGGGGAGUGGGGGUACCAGAAGAUCCACCGCGUCCACCAUGAGUUCACCGCGCCAAUCGGAUUCGCAGCUCCAUAUGCACACUGGGCUGAGGUGCUCAUACUCGGCAUCCCCUCCUUCGUCGGGCCGGCCAUUGCUCCAGGCCACAUGAUCACAUUCUGGCUCUGGAUUAUACUCCGUCAGGUGGAGGCUAUCGAGACACAUAGUGGCUUUGAUUUCCCAUUCACCCCGACAAAGUAUAUUCCAUUCUAUGGAGGAGCAGAAUACCAUGACUAUCAUCAUUAUGUAGGAGGCCAGAGCCAAAGCAAUUUUGCUUCUGUUUUCACUUACUGUGAUUACUUAUAUGGGACUGAUAGAGGUUACAGAUUCCACAAAGCAUACCUAGCAAAGCUGAAGGAUCUGGGGCAAAAUGAUGGCGAGAAAGGAGAUGGCAGUGGACUCAGCUAUGUGAAAUUGGAUUAGAUUGCAAGAUACAGUGCAUCUUGAGUGUUUCUAUGACCAUCCACUUCACUGUGGCAUUUUGAAAUGGGAGAUAUACCGAGCUGGGCUGCAUCUUGAGUGCUUUCAGCUGUUCUGCCUUCUUUUUCCUAGUGUUUGUGAAAUUCCAUGGAACUUGUACGCUGACGAAUAACAACACAACUCUCAGAGUAGCCGUUCAUCGGGUUUGCUCCAUGCUUUGAUUAAAUUGGAUCAAUUGCUGUAUAGUUUGUAGUGUGCCAUUCUAUUGUUUCAAGUUUUUAACUAGGUAUUCAACUUUUCUGAAAUUUGAAAUUUAUAAUUACACUGGUGCUCCGGGAUAUGUUCUACAACUCUCCCGUUGUUGGCCCGAUUGUGUUUA
Molecule: messenger RNA, 1519 nt
Organism: Sorghum bicolor (sorghum)
Lineage: Eukaryota; Viridiplantae; Streptophyta; Magnoliopsida; Poales; Poaceae
Product: methylsterol monooxygenase 1-1
Exons: 5
Coding region: 238-1143 (301 amino acids)
Biological process (GO): sterol biosynthetic process
Molecular function (GO): iron ion binding; C-4 methylsterol oxidase activity
Source: RefSeq, a predicted model, not a curated record